GCCGCACCUGGCGCUCUCCGCUCCCAGCCUCCCCCUACGCCGCGAGUUGCGCCUGGAGCCGCAGCGGGAGCGCGAUCCCCCCCCGCCCCGGGAGGAGCCGCAGAGGAGCCGGCACCCGCUGUGGGAGGCGCGGUGACGGCGGCCGAAGCAACCUUGAGAGGCGAGCGGAGCCGUCAUGGCCGAGUUCCCGUCUAAAGUGAGCACGCGGACCAGCAGCCCCGCGCAAGGAGGCGCCGCGGUCUCCGCGCUGCGCCCGGACCUGGGCUUCGUGCGCUCCAGCCUUGGGGCGCUCAUGCUGCUGCAACUGGUGCUGGGGCUGCUGGUGUGGGCCCUGAUCGCCGACACCCCGUACCACCUGUACCCGGCCUAUGGCUGGGUGAUGUUCGUCGCUGUCUUCCUCUGGCUGGUGACAAUCGUCUUCUUCAUCCUCUACCUGUUUCAGCUGCACAUGAAGCUGUACAUGGUGCCCUGGCCGCUGGUGUUGAUGAUAUUUAACAUGGGCGCCACCCUUCUCUACAUCACGGCCUUCAUCACCUGCAGCGCUUCAGUUGAGCUGACGUCCCUGAAGGGCACCCGGCGGUACAACCAGCAGGCAGCUGCCUCUUUCUUUUCCUGUUUAGUGAUGAUUGCCUAUGGAGUGAGUGCUUUCUUCAGCUUCCAGGCCUGGCGAGGAGUAGGCAGCAAUGCAGCCACCAGUCAGAUGGCUGGUGGCUAUGCCUAAGCCACCUGUGCCAUGGGCCACCUUGGGGUUGAAGGCUGCAGCUGGGUCCCAGUGCCUGAGCCCUGCAUGGAGUCAGCCCGAAAGGGCCUAUACUUGCUCCUCUCUGCUCAUCCGACACCUUAGGCUCACCUGACACUCCCAAGGAAUUGGGAUCCUUCCUUCAGCACGUGCGCUGGCUGGAGAGAAGCCAACAGCCAAGACCUCUUCUUCAUCCUCCAGAUUCAGCAGGUGAUGGGGGAGACGGGACACUCUUGCUUUUGUCUUUAGGACUCUGGGGUCCGAGGCCGGGACCCAGCCUUCUCCCUGGCACUAAAUAACUAACAAUGACUCCAGACCUGCAGCCUCUGACCCACCACAGAAUAAGCCUAACAAGCAGCACGUAUUUAUCUUUAUCUUAGUUUUUGUUCUGGGAGAGCUGAGCACAACUCCCCAAGCCAUUCUGAUUCCUGAAAAUGUAAUUCUGGCCUGACUCCUUCCCCCAGAGCAACAUGUUACUUGUAGAAACGUGUAGAAAGAGGGUUCUGAUUCUCACAGUGCAGCCUUCCUUCCCUGCCUUUCAAACAGGCCAGUUACUUAAAGCAAUUGCUCAAUGAUGAAAAACUUCUCCAUGUUUCCCUCCCUUUCCCAAGACCUCGUUUGUAAUGUUCCCCUGGUGAGAAGCUAACGUCAGUGCUGCCACCUCCCUGACACUGCUGACUGCCCGCGGGGACGUGAGCGUGGCCAGGAGGGAGGGAGGGAGAGCAACGUCUUGCCUGUGAGUUGUCCUGUGCUUGGUGGGGACUCUGUUGGUUUUUUUGUUUUGUUUUGUUUUUUACAAAAAUAAAGAUGAAAGAACUUAUUUGGAAAAGAUGUUGGGGAA
Molecule: messenger RNA, 1580 nt
Organism: Phacochoerus africanus (Common warthog)
Lineage: Eukaryota; Metazoa; Chordata; Mammalia; Artiodactyla; Suidae
Gene: PLLP
Product: plasmolipin
Exons: 4
Coding region: 176-721 (181 amino acids)
Biological process (GO): myelination
Cellular component (GO): membrane
Molecular function (GO): structural constituent of myelin sheath
Source: RefSeq, a predicted model, not a curated record